This is a messenger RNA of Contarinia nasturtii (swede midge), 600 nucleotides long. RefSeq names its product extensin-like. The transcript has 4 exons. The annotation marks the transcript as partial. NCBI's taxonomy places the organism in Eukaryota, Metazoa, Arthropoda, Insecta, Diptera, Cecidomyiidae. The record is from RefSeq and is a predicted model, not a curated record.
GUCGGAGUUUAUCCCAACUGUCAGUUACCUCCAUGCCCACCUGGCUACUCUGGAAUUUAUCCGAACUGCAAUAGGCCAACCACAUCAGCGCCCUUGUAUAUACCGCCGAAACAAACAGGUUAUGAAUAUCCAAAACCAGUAAUCAAGUUGGAAUUACCACCAUCAACGACCACUCCACGACCGGUUCCCAGCACAUAUUUGCCCCCCACUCAACCACCAAAAUGUCCACAAGGCUUCAUUGGCUCAUAUCCAAAUUGUCGUUUGCCCGAGUGUCCAGCAGGUUUUAUUGGAUCAUAUCCAAAUUGUUUUAGGCCUACUACAUCCGCACCGUAUAUUCCACCCCGCACACAAAAACCGCAAGGAUAUUUUUAUCCAGUCCCACAAAAGAAAUUCACCAUUCCCCCAAAAGCUUUUACAACCCAAAAAUCAUUCCCAAAAACAUACCUACCUCCCAUUACACCUGCUCCACCAAAACCAACGGGAUAUGAAUAUCCAACGCCAGCAAUCAAGUUUGAAUUGCCACCAUCAACGACCACUCCUCGACCGGUUCCAAGCACAUAUUUGCCCCCUACUCAACCACCAAAAUGUCAACCGCCAAAG